UGAUUUAUGUCUCGCAAAACCCUAAAGCUCAUGUUACCAAAAAAACCCCAACACUCAUGCAGUUCAGUUCUCCUGUAUCCCCCCAAAACCCCAAAUUUCAGAAUCUUUCAACCGUUCCUUUCUCUCUCUCUCUCUCUCUCUCUCUCUCUCUCUCUCGUGGCAGAGUGAGGACAGAGAUUGAAGAAAGAGGUGCGAAGACGAUGGGGGACAAGGGCAAGAAGUUGAAGGUUGCAAUCUCCGUCAAAGCUUUACUUCCCAAACAUGUAGCUGCAGUGGUAAAAUAUCAGAAAGACCCACUGAGGGCACUAGAAAUGUUCAAUUCUGUGAAAAAGGAACAAGGGUUCAGGCAUAAUUUGUUUUCAUACAAAUGCAUGGUCGAAAAGCUUGGUUUUCACGGGGAAUUCGAGGCGAUGGAACAAGUCCUCGCAGAAAUGAGAGCAAACAUAGACAAUUGUUUAUUGGAAGGUGUGUAUAUUGGGGCCAUGAGACAUUACGGUAGGAAACGCAAGGUUCAAGAAGCGGUCGACGUGUUUGAGAGAAUGGAUUUUUACAACUGCGAGCCGUCUGUUUUAUCGUAUAAUGCGAUAAUGAAUAUCUUGGUCGAAAACAGGUAUUUCAAUCAAGCCCACAAAGUGUAUAUGCGAAUGAGAGAGAAACGGAUUGUUCCCGAUGUGUAUACGUACACAAUCAGGAUAAAAUCGUUUUGCAGGACGAGUAGGCCACAUGCUGCUUUAAGGCUCCUAAAGAACAUGCCUUCCCAUGGGUGUGAGCUGAAUGCUGUUGCAUACUGCACGGUAGUAGGUGGAUUGUAUGAAGAGAAUUUGCAGGAUGAGGCAUAUGAAUUGUUUGAUGAAAUGCUUAGGAGUGAAACAUGUCCCGAUGUUACCACAUUUAAUAAGCUUGUGCACACGCUUACUAAGAAGGGUGAUGUGCAACAAAGUGAAAGACUCCUAAACAAGGUUCUCAAAAGGGGUGUGUCUCCUAAUUUGUUUACUUUCAAUAUAUUCAUUCAAGGGCUUUGCAAAAGAGGCCAACUCAAGGAGGCUGCUGGCAUGGUGGAUAUUGUGAAAAGGGAAGGCUUAAGUCCUGAUGUCGUCACAUAUAACACACUAAUAUGUGGCUUGUCCAAUAAUUGUAGGGUUUUAGAAGCUGAGAACUAUUUACAGAAGAUGGUGAAUGAGGGGCUUGAGCCUGAUGGCUUCACUUACAAUAGCAUUAUUGAUGGGUAUUGCAAAAUGGGUAUGGUUCAAAAUGCAGAUAAGAUUCUUAAUGAUGCAGUUUUCAAGGGGUUUGUGCCGGAUGAAUUCACAUAUUGCUCCCUAAUUAAUGGGCUUUGCAAAGAUGGUGAUGUGGAAAGGGCGAUGAGUGUGUUUAAGGAGGCAUUGAGGAAAGGGUUGAAGCCUAAAAGUAUAAUCUACAACACCUUAAUUAAAGGGUUGUCCCAACAGGGACUAAUCGUAGAAGCCUUGCAACUUAUGAAUGAAAUGCAGGAAAAUGGUUGCAAACCUGAUAUAUGGACUUACAAUUUAGUUAUAAACGGGUUGUGCAAGAUGAGUUGUGUACUCGAUGCCCAUACUCUCAUGAGUGAUGCGAUGGCCAAAGGGUUCCUUCCUGACAUUUUCACCUUCAACACACUGAUUGAUGGCUACUGUAAACAAUUGAAGAUGGCUAAUGCAAUUGAAAUACUCAAUAGCAUGUGGGACCAUGAAGUUACGCCCGAUGUGGUUACGUAUAACUCAGUGUUAAAUGGCCUCUGCAAAACUUCAAAAUCUGAUGAUGUUAGGGAAACUUUCAAAGUAAUGGUAGAGAAAGGAUGUGUUCCUAACGUUAUCACGUAUAAUAUACUCAUGGAAAGCUUGUGCAAUGACCGGAAAUUAGUAGAAGCCUUGAGCUUGCUUGACGAAAUGGACACCAAGGGUCUUGCUCCAGAUGUUGUUUGUUUUGGCACACUGAUGAAUGGGUUAUGUGAUAAUGGGGAUGUGGAUGGAGCCUACCAGCUGUUCAGAAGAAUGGGACAACAGUAUAAACUUCUGCAUACAACAGCCACCUACAACAUAAUGUUAAAUGCAUUUUUUGAGAAGCUUAAUAUGGGCAUGUCACACAAUCUUUUUCUUGAGAUGAUUGACAAUGGUUGUCCCCCAGAUAAUUACACUUACCGUGUCAUGAUUGAUGGCUUUUGCAUGACGGAUAAUGUUGAUUCUGCCUACAAUUUUCUUCUUGACAACAUUAAGAAGGGGUUCAUUCCAUCAUUGACAACCUUUGGACGUGUAAUAAAUUGUCUGUGUCUGAAACAUAGAGUACAUAAGGCCGUUGGUAUAGUGCACCUUAUGGUGCGGAAGGGAAUCGUCCCUGAGAUCGUAAACACAAUUUUUGAGGUUGAUAAAAAAGAGGUAGCAGCACCAAAGAUUGUUUUGGAAGAUUUGUUGAAGAAGAGUCAUAUAACUUAUUAUGCAUAUGAACUUCUAUUUGAUGGCAUUAGAGACACUAAAUUACUGAAGAAAAAGCCUUGACGAAGCUGUUCUAAAAAUUCUAAGAAGAGAUCUUCUUGUAUUGAUGAGUAGAAUUCGCUCGGAAGGAGUGGCUAAUCACAGAAAUGGAAUGAAAAAUGAAGAUAUUUAAGCUGCAUCAAGCAUGAAGCAGCUGGAUAUUGAGCCCUGGUGGCAUCUGAUGAGAUGCCGCACCGCACGUAUUAUUUGAGUAGAUAUCACUGCAGAAUAGAAGGUGUGAAGCCUUCUCUACAUACCCCAGGACAUACGACCUUAUUCAUGCUAUGCUAAUGGUGUGUUCAGCUUAUACAAGGACAAGUGCAAUGCAGAGGACGUUCUCCUAGAAAUGGAUCGAAUCCUAUGACUCGAACGUGCAGUUAUAUUCUGUGACCAAGUGGAUGUACCCGUCAAGGUGAAAAAACUUGUAUCUGGUAUGAGGUGGAAUACCAAAAUGGUGGAUCACGAGGAUGGGCCCCUCGUCCCUGAGAAGGUAUAGUUUGCAGUUAAACAGUGCUGGGUUGCUGGGGGAAACAACUCCACAUCAGAGCAGUGAACGAUGAAGAAAUGGGAAGGCAUUGUGGCAUGAUUGUGCAGUAAUGCUGCUAGGUUUGACUGUAGUCCAAAGGUCUUUCAGUAAUUUCUCUUUGUCCUGGGAAAAGUUCAGCAAUCAGUAGCUUUUUUGUUGUUUGUUGAUCCAUUUCUUCUGCGUUAGUUAGAGACACUUAAGCAUAUUUUUUCAUCCAGGGUGAUUUGGGGUCCAUUUCUAGUUUCUUUAACUUUCUUCCCCUUUUUUUUUUUUUUGGUUGUGUUCCUCUUUUUGCUUCAGGGGCUUUUGUGAUAAGCCCAGUUCUGUAAACAGAUCUUAAGGUUAUUCUAAUGUUUUUUUUUACAUGCUAA
This is a messenger RNA of Rhododendron vialii, 3383 nucleotides long. Its product is annotated as putative pentatricopeptide repeat-containing protein At1g74580. The record is from RefSeq and is a predicted model, not a curated record. The transcript has 4 exons. Lineage: Eukaryota; Viridiplantae; Streptophyta; Magnoliopsida; Ericales; Ericaceae. Bases 57 to 2510 code for a protein of 817 amino acids. Gene Ontology annotation, molecular function: protein binding.